CGACCAAUUGUUGAAUUUUCAUUGGAAAAUAUGAGAGCGUUACAAUUAAAACAGAAAAGAGCAGAAAAAUGUUUGAUGCUUCAGUCUAAAACCAAAAAAUCAUCAUCAUCAACACCACAAUUAUUCACAAAGAAUAUUGAAAGGAAUUCACAAAAGACUAAGUCUAUAUUAACAUCAAAGUCAUCUAAUUCAACAAUAUAUAAAAAGUCUAAAAUGAAUAAUAAUCCUAAUUAUAUUAACAAAUUACAAAAGAAAUUAUAUUUAUCUAAAAAUAAUACUCAACAAAAAUCAUCAAUUUUACCAAAACAUUUCGGUCCAAAAAAACGUCAUCGUCAUCGUGGACGAUUAACAGCAGCAGCAGCAGCAUCAAAACCAAAACAAAAGAAAACUCGAAAACAAAAACGUGCAGCUAAAAAUACAUAAAAUACAAUAUGUAAUAAAUAAAGAAUAAAUAAGAAAAUGUAAAUAUGAUGAUGAUACACAUGAAUAACAAUCUCAUGUAUAUACACAUUCGUCAAGUAGUUUGUUUGUUUUGUUAUCGGUUAUUCUUAUUACUGUUGUACAAUUUAUUUGUUGUUACUAAGAGGAUCAGUCAUACUUAAUUUAGAAUGUGAUACAAGUGUGUAAAUCGAUUCAAGUUAUCACAACAUCCUUGUUAUAUAUACAGUUUCGUUUCUUAAGUAAAUCUCCUGAUAGAAGAUGGAUUCUUGAGAGUUAAAACAAUCAGUAUUAUCUUUAUAAAGAUGUGUAUGAUAAAUUUAAAUAAAAGUGAGGAAAGUGGCAAACUUUGAUUUUGAGUUAACUAAAUAACUACUUU
Schistosoma mattheei is the source of this 817-nucleotide messenger RNA. The record is from the annotation of a GenBank genome assembly. Lineage: Eukaryota; Metazoa; Platyhelminthes; Trematoda; Strigeidida; Schistosomatidae.